This is a messenger RNA of Tigriopus californicus, 1519 nucleotides long. RefSeq lists its product as uncharacterized. Lineage: Eukaryota; Metazoa; Arthropoda; Copepoda; Harpacticoida; Harpacticidae. Bases 357 to 1430 code for a protein of 357 amino acids. The transcript is spliced from 5 exons. The record is from RefSeq and is a predicted model, not a curated record.
CGGUCUUCAAAGGCUGCCUCCAACUGUUCCAUUUUUCUUUCCGUACGAGUACGUUCGAGUACAGUAGUUUGGUUGAUACUGUCCACGUGAGUGAACUUGCCUCUCCAAUUUGGUUUCAUAAUUUGAGCAGGAUCUUGGGAUUUCUAUGGCUUAGAAAAAAAAGGUAGGAGGAUCAGUUUGAGAUUGUAGAAAAUCGAUUUGGGCUUGUGCAUUUGGGGCUCAACUGUUGUGGCAUAUUUUGAGUCGGGUCCCAACUUUCGUAUUAUCCUGGGAAUGGUCUUCUCUGCAUACCAUUAAACCUUCAUCUCGACCAGGACUCUUCUGGUGGCCCAAGUUCCCAACUUUUCGGUUGAAGAAUGAAUGGUUCCAGUCAUUUUGACAGUUUGGAGUCCAACUCUGAGACAGAAUCCUCUCCAUCCAAUCAUCAAAGAAGCACUCGAGACCGGUGCCCACGUACUCUCACCAUCCGAAGGAACCAGCUUUACGAUGCCAAUAACGUCCCAUCCAAUCGACACAAUCAAGGCCCCACAAUUCCCGAUUCAGAGCCAAAUCCUCACAGGCAAUCAUCCGACCACGUCACGAGUAGAAGAGGUCUUUCCCGGAAUGGGCACAAUUUCCAGGACUUUGCCAAUGCAAAACGUGGUGAUAGUGAACAUGGAUCAGGCCGACUGGCCGAUCCAAAUGGUCCAAAAGGGAUCAGAGGGACCAUCUCAUCCAUGGUAACAUCUUUCAAAACCGUGUUUCAUAUUGGAGUCCCUCGAGAGCCAAGGCUCCAAGCCUCCAAUAUGCUGAACAACAACUCCAAGGCCAGCUUUCUUGACAAUGACAAUAGCCGGAAGGGAAGACCACCCAAAGCCAAUAAAGAUGGGCGACGUUCCACCAACCUGAGAAGUUACCAAAGAUUUGGAACACGCGGAGCCGUUCGACCUGUUCCCUUGGGGACAUCCAACCGCAAAUUCUAUGAUAAAUUGCCUACUUCCGAAGAUGUCGCUCAAUCUCCGUCCAGAGAUGAGGCUAGUGCAAUCGUUAGUCCAAUGUCCAUCGAUACCUCAACCAUUGCUUCAACAUCCACACCCGCAUCCGAGUACUUGGACAACCAUUUCCUGGAACACUGGGAUGAGGAGGAGUUAACCUGCCAAGUUUGUGAUCGAUCUUUUACCACGCCAAAUCUCUUGGAGAGACACCAACAGAAGAGACGUCAUUGGGGGUGCUCGAUCUGUGAAUGUCUCUUUGAUUCGCUCAUGCUUCUUGAGCAUCACAAAGAGGAGUCAGAACAUUGGUCUGAUGAGGGAUUUUCGGACUCGGAGAGCGAAUCGGAUGAUUGGCAAUUGGACGAAUGGCGACACUAUCAAUUGGAGCGGAUGAUUGAAAUGGAAGAGACCGCUUUUGGACCGGAUGCUCAAAUCGACAGGAGAAUGCUCCUCUUGUGAUUUUUUAAUUUCGUUGGAUCAUUUUGAUUACGGGCUUUUUUCGGCUCUAAGUAAUAAAAAGAGAGGAAAACGACGGAUUUCUAUGGAAA